AUGUGGAUUCUGGAGUCCGAUGGGGACCUACUUGGAGGAAAAAGAGUCUGGUUGAAGCCUGGGAAAAAGUAUCUCUUUGGCCGCAUCAAGCAAGCAGGCGUCCGUCAUGUCAUUCAGGACGUUUCCAUAUCAAGAAAGCAUCUAGUGGUCGAGGUGUCUCCAGUGCAGUCCGGUGAUGGCGCGCAUGUGCACAAAAAAUCUAUUCUCACCGUUGCCGACCAAGGAUCCAAAUGCGGAACGACAAUCGAUGGCCUCCAAAUUCGAGGAUCCAGUAAAGUGUUGACGGAGGACGAGCAUACGCUGCAAUUAGGGCGCUAUCCGCCGGCGCUGAGGAUAAGAUGGCAGCCUACCGUUCUCAGCUUUUCCUUUUCUUCCAAGGAACUAAAAGCGAAGGACCCCCUUGGUCCUGCCCGCAGUCGGUUGGAGGAACUGGAUAUCAAAACCAUUAUUCCAUUUGUGGAAAAGACUACGCAUGUCAUACAGAAUAAACGAAACACCGCAAAAGGUCUACAAUCUCUCAUCAACGGACGAUACAUAGUCCAAGAUUCAUACCUUGACGCCUUGGUCUAUGCUGCGACGCCUGGAGAUCUAGAGACUCUAGAAUCGCUAUCGCCUCUGGAAGUUGAUUUUGAUGCGAACUGGCCUGAUGCUAACCUGCAUCUUCCGCCGGCCGGUAAAGAACCAGUUCAACGACCAGCUGAAUCCUUUGCCCCUAAUCCGUCCCGCGUCCAUGUUUUUGAGGGCUACACAUUUGUCUUUUGCGAUGCGGGUCAAUUCGACAAUUUGUCACCGCCUAUAAACAACGGCCACGGAAAGGCCCUCUUUUAUCAGGUUGACAAUGGCCAGACCACGGCGGAUGAGCUGUUGCAGUUCAUGAGAAAUGCUGCAGGUGAAAAGGAUGCUUGUUCGACAUCUAAUAGCGAUGGAGGAGUUGUGCUUGUACGGUUCCGGGCCAAGGGCUAUGAGGACUGGUCUAUUCAACUAGGGAACGACGUUGCUUUGAUGAUGGACCGGCGUGUUAUUGAGCAGAGCGAGUUUUUAGAUGCCAUACUGAGUAAUGACGCGGCUUCACUCUGUCGUUCCUUACCUCGUGACGACUCUAUGACUUCCCGAGAAGCUCAACCCAAAACGGACCGUCGCCGGCGGACAUCUGUACGGGAGUUAUCUUCAAAUAUCGAUGUUACACCCACCCAGGUUGAGGAUAUUGUGCAAUCCGAACCGUCUCAAGCAGAAACGCAGACAGAAGCAAAACGGGCAAAGCGGUCACAAAGUCGCCCUUUUGUGAGUAGAGUAAAACAGUUUGACGAUGGAUUUGACAUGAAAGAUAUUCCAAUACACCAUUCUGAACCCGGUGAUGUUGACGACUCGACACACGAAUCAGUACAUCAAACCAAACCGCAGAGUCCCCCGGAACAACCCGUCGAAGAAGAUGAUGGCAUGUCCGGCCUUCUUCCAGGAGCCAACGCCAUGAAACGACGGCGAGCGGAGAUGGGCACUCGCUCACAUCGUGACGCCGUCCAAGUCGAAGAUGCGCCGAAACCGAAGCGGCAAAAGGUCGACGUUCUUGCAGCAGCUCGCCGCCGACGCGAACAAGAAGAAGAGGCGGCCGCGCUGAAACAAAAACAUGAGGACGACCUCAAUGCUCAAGCGAAUGUUGAUGGCGUGGCUAUUGAGGAAAUGAAGAACCUUGUCAUUGUUGAAGAAUUCCAAGUUCCUAUUCGCCCAAGAGAAGAGACCACAGCGGAAGAGACUGAUCGAUGGGACGAGCGCUGGAAUGGCCGCAAGAAUUUCAAAAAGUUCCGCAAAAGAGGGGAACCGGGAGCUGCUCGAUCCCGUAUCCAAGCAGUCAUCGUUCCUCUAGAUGAAGUCAAGCGCAAAGAUUACGGGAUCGGCGAUCAUUACUGGGCUAACAACGAACGAGAAGAAAGCCCUGAUCCUAUUUUCCGGCGCACAAGUCAGCAGCAGCAAAGCACCCGGCGAUCCAUCAGCCGUGCAGAGAGCCAGGCUUCGCUCGCAGUUUCUGAGGAAGCCCCUACAUCGCUCCCAGCCCCAUCGGCACGUUCAGAGACUCCGCGUAUCUCCGCAUCGACGACGCAGAAGAGCCAACGGACGAGCCAGAAAAGGACGAGAGACGCUCGUUCGAAAGGCGCAGGAGAAGAUGGCAGUGAUGAGGAGGAACUUCGCUUUAAAUUUCGCCGGAGGAGAUGA
This is a messenger RNA of Talaromyces rugulosus, 2208 nucleotides long. RefSeq lists its product as uncharacterized. NCBI's taxonomy places the organism in Eukaryota, Fungi, Ascomycota, Eurotiomycetes, Eurotiales, Trichocomaceae. Gene Ontology annotation, biological process: double-strand break repair via homologous recombination; mitotic G2 DNA damage checkpoint signaling. Gene Ontology annotation, cellular component: Mre11 complex. The record is from RefSeq and is a predicted model, not a curated record. Bases 1 to 2208 code for a protein of 735 amino acids. Gene Ontology annotation, molecular function: damaged DNA binding; protein binding. The transcript has 5 exons.